Molecule: messenger RNA, 672 nt
Organism: Episyrphus balteatus (marmalade hoverfly)
Lineage: Eukaryota; Metazoa; Arthropoda; Insecta; Diptera; Syrphidae
Exons: 5
Coding region: 1-672 (223 amino acids)
Biological process (GO): G protein-coupled receptor signaling pathway
Cellular component (GO): neuron projection
Source: RefSeq, a predicted model, not a curated record
AUGGAGACGAAGGCGGCAAACAAACAAAGAGAGGCUACCGGAGGUAUCAAGUGGUACAACCUGGAGAAGGAAAAAGGCGAUGCAUUCAUCUCUGUUAUGAGAAAUUAUCUGUGCGAGACCACCAGCAGAUUACAAAACGAAGAGUGCAGACUUAUCGUUGAAAUUAACAGUCAAGUAGCAUUAUUUCGAGAUAUGCUGAUUCAUGUUGGCCAAUCAAAAGACUGUCCGGAAUUACGUGAAAAAAUUCGAAAAUUACGAAGAUCCUGCAUUGAAGCCUGCAAACAUACGGUGCAGGUAAUCAUGCCUCAAGUUAAAAGUGCCGUUGCUGAUGGCAUCUUAACAGACAAUCCACAUCUCGUCCUGCUAUUCUAUCUGUCACAGUUAUUUUUACGGGAAUUAGUUAAGAGCUACCGUCUUAUACAAGUCGUACCAAUGGAUAUGUCUGGAUAUUAUGAAAACCGUGCUGGCCCGUCGAAUCUUGGCAACGUAAUAAGUCAAAUUCUACUUUGUAAACAAAUAACACCCGAUUUCAAUCAGGAAGAAUUGUGUAGUAUAACAAAGGACUCACAGGAAAUUGCUAUGCUGCUGGCAGAAAUGCAAGAAUACAUGCCUCAACAUGAAACGUAUCUGGAAAUGGAAAAGGAGAGUACUUUGGUUGUUUGUUUGUUGUAA